AUGCCUGUAUUCACCGAGUACUCUGCGGCGUCGCGGGAACUGCGUGUGCUUCCCUCGUUUGCCCCACCAUUGCCCCGCCUCUCGUCACCCUUUGCUCGUGUCGACCAAGCAGACAAAUAUGAAGUGGUCAUUGUUGGCGCUGGUCCAGCGGGACUCAUGUUGAACUUGCUCCUGGCACGAUACGGACUAAGCGACGACUCGCUGCUCUGUGUUGAUGCGAAGCCCGGAACCCUCAAAUCAGGUCAAGCCGACGGUCUGCAACCUCGCACUUUGGAAGUGCUGAAGUCCCUCGGAGUCGUAGACGAGAUCAUUAACGACGGAUGUCACAUGGAAGAGGUGGCAUUUUGGAACCCUUCCGCUAACAAGGACGAGAUAAUCGAAAGAACAUCGAUAGUCCCCGAUGUUGCCGUUCCAGCGCGGUACCGGCAUGAAGUGACUAUUCACCAAGGUCGAAUCGAACGGAUUAUAGAGACGGAUUUACUGCGUUAUUCAAAGCGUGGUGUCCAGCGUAAUACUAAACUUCUUGAUGCCCGGAUUGAUGAAGCUGGAAAUCCUGAGUUCCCUGUUGUUGCUGACCUAGAAACGGAUGGGCAGCGCAGAACCGUGCGCGCGAAGCACCUGGUUGGUGCCGAUGGGGCGCAUUCGAUGGUCCGUCGGUGCAUGGGACUGCAGCUUGUGGGCGAGUCGUUAGAUCAUAUCUGGGGUGUGGUCGAUCUGGUCGUGGAUACAGAUUUUCCGGACAUCAGGAGACGGUGCGCCAUUCAUUCACCAGCGGGCUCAGUGAUGGUCAUUCCACGUGAGCGUAUUGCUACUGGUGAAUAUUUGACUCGUCUUUAUGUCCAGGUGCCCGAGGAAGCUACGCCAGACCUGGACCAGGUUCCCGUCAAUGAGACUACCACUCCAAAGGCCGAUGCUCGGGCUCGGAGAAGUAAGGUUACCUUAGAAAGCAUCUUCCAAUAUGCAGAGGAUGCGUUCAAGCCAUAUUAUAUUCGACCGAAAGAGGACGGGGCCGUGGACUGGUGGGCCGCGUACCAGAUCGGCCAGCGAGUAUCAGAUAACUUUACGGUCAAGGACUCCAAGGGAGUUAACCGGGUGUUCAUUGUAGGAGACGCGUGCCAUACUCACAGUCCCAAGGCUGGACAAGGAAUGAAUGUUUCCAUGAUGGACUCAUACAACCUAGCGUGGAAACUAGCCUAUUCCAUCAAUGGUCUUACCCCAGAUUCUGCAGUAUCUGGGAAACCUGAUUCCCUCUUAGACACGUAUCAUGUAGAACGCCACACCAUCGCGCAGGAACUCAUCGAAUUCGACCGUGCGUUUUCAUCCAUGUUCUCAGGCAAGAUAGGGUCUGGAGAGGAUGGCGUGGAAGGUCUAACCCAUGACCAAUUCCUUGAGGUCUUCAGCACUGGAAACGGGUUUACCAGUGGCUGUGGUAUUGAAUACCCGGAAAACUUGACCGUGGAGAAGGAGCUAGGACAAGAUAUCAAGAACCCAGUCAUUGGCACAGACUACCUCUCCGGAAUUCUGCACAUGCCGAUGGGAACCGGCGUCAUCUGCAAGAUGGGAAUAUCUGCUAAGACGUUGAGAUCCCUUGGAGCCUCUGUUAUCCCACACUUCCCAGCCUCCACGCUUGAGCAGGUGGUUAUCCACCCUCGUCUUAACAAGACCUUCACAUGGCGCAAUGUGCCUCAGGAGCUUAAGAAACACUCCGAGAUGCGGUUCCACAGCGGCUAUGACAUCGACGAUGUCUAUAAAAUCUACGGUGUGGACCCAGCCCAGGGAGCCUUGGCCGUAAUUCGGCCUGAUGGAUAUGUUGGGACAAUUGCAGCGUUAGACGACGUUACAUGGUCUGGUCCUGACGACCCUGACAACCCUAAGAAUUGGCCAACGAAGAAGAAAUGGGGAGCUGUUUUGAUCGUAUCCUGUUUUACGUUUAUCUCCCCGGUGAUGUCGUCUAUGGUUGCACCUGCAUUACAAACCAUGAAGUCCGAAUUCAAUAUUGAAGAUGAAGUGACCUCCCAACUCAUGCUGUCCAUUUUCGUCCUGGCGUAUGCAUUUGGCCCGCUAUUCCUUGGGCCCUUAUCUGAGAUCUACGGAAGAGUCAUUGUUUUACAGCUUGCGAAUCUAUUUUUCCUUAUUUUCAACAUCGCCUGUGGCGUAUCUAAAACUGCGGCGCAGAUGAUCGUCUUUCGGUUUCUGGCUGGUCUAGGCGGCAGUGCCCCUUUAGCCAUAGGUGGCGGUGUCCUCUCUGACUGCUUCCUACCGGAAGAACGCGGUAAAAGUAUUGCUAUCUAUAGCUUAGCACCUCUCCUCGGCCCAGCUGUGGGCCCGAUUGCUGGCGGCUUCAUCGCAGAAAGGACAACAUGGAGAUGGGUAUUCUACGCCACAUCCAUCGCUGAUGGUGUCAUCCAAGUCAUGGGUCUUUUCUUCUUGCGCGAGACAUAUGCCCCUAAGAUCCUCAGGACACGAGCGAAAAAGCUCCGCAAAGACACAGGAGACACCUCCUACGAGACCGAAGCUGAGCGACAGAACAAGACUUUACCUGAGGUUCUAAGAACAGCGCUUGUUCGCCCGUUCCGCCUUCUCGCAACACAACCCAUCGUCCAAGCCCUUGCGAUAUAUAUGGCCUUCGUGUACGGUAUCUUAUAUUUGAUGUCAUCGACAUUUCCGGCCCUAUGGACUAGCCCGGAGUACUAUAAUGAGUCCACUGGCAUUGGCGGUCUAAACUACAUAUCUCUUGGGGUAGGGUAUUGCCUGGGCUCUCAGAUCUGUGCACGGCUCAAUGACCUCAUCUAUCGCCGUCUCAAAAGCCGCAACAGCGGUACAGGAAAGCCGGAAUUCCGCACCCCGCUACUAUCUAUUGCCGCCAUCCUCAACCCAGUUGGCCUUUUCAUCUACGGAUGGACCGCGCAAACCCACUGUCACUGGAUUGUCCCGAAUAUCGGUGCCAUGCUCUUGGCUAUGGGCAACAUAGUUGCCAUGCAGUGUAUCCAGACCUACAUUGUCGAUGCCUACACGCGAUUCGCGGCUAGUGCGAUGGCCGCUGGUUCAUUCUUGCGCUCCAUUGCUGGAUUUGCGUUUCCACUUUUCGCGCCGUACAUGUACCAGGCGUUGCAUUAUGGGUGGGGGAAUAGUUUGUUGGCUUUCAUAUCGAUCGCCAUUGGUAUCCCAGCCCCGAUCUUCUUGUGGAAGCAUGGGGAGACGAUGAGGAAGAUGAGUACCUAUGCUGCGGGUUAA
Messenger RNA from Aspergillus pseudonomiae, 3234 nucleotides. Its product is annotated as putative phenol monooxygenase. Gene Ontology annotation, molecular function: transmembrane transporter activity; FAD binding. Lineage: Eukaryota; Fungi; Ascomycota; Eurotiomycetes; Eurotiales; Aspergillaceae. The record is from RefSeq and is a predicted model, not a curated record. Bases 1 to 3234 code for a protein of 1077 amino acids. Gene Ontology annotation, biological process: transmembrane transport. The transcript is spliced from 7 exons.